This is a messenger RNA of Phragmites australis (common reed), 1220 nucleotides long. RefSeq lists its product as uncharacterized. The record is from RefSeq and is a predicted model, not a curated record. The transcript has 2 exons. NCBI's taxonomy places the organism in Eukaryota, Viridiplantae, Streptophyta, Magnoliopsida, Poales, Poaceae. Bases 104 to 1111 code for a protein of 335 amino acids.
UCUUAUAUACAAACAAGUCCCGGUCCCCAAUGCCCUCCUCCACACACCCACAUCACACACUUCUUGGCUCUUGCCCACCACCACCACCACCUCGCCGGCGGCAAUGUCGGCGCACCUCGCCGCGGCGCUGCUCCUCGCGCUCCUCUCCGCGGCGCGCGCAUCCGACGUCCCGUCGUUCCCGCUCUCGCAGGCGCAGUCCCCGUCCAACGCCUCGUCCCCGUCCAUAGCCUCCUCCCCGCCCUGCCACCUCGACCUUUCCGCCGAGCUCUUCGGCGGCGUGGCAGCUGCGUGCGGCGCGGGCGGAGGGUCGGGGUCGCUCGACCGCGGCCGCUGCUGCCCCGUCCUCGCGGCCUGGCUCUUCGCCGCGCACGCGCGCACCGCGCUGUCCGUGCCCCCAGCUCCGGCGCCCGCGUUGGCCGGCGAGGAUGGCCUCGGGCCCGGGGACGACGGGCCCAUGGUGCCCUACGACAACCAGCGGUGCGUGGACGCGCUGGGCGCCGCGCUGGAACGGCGCGGGGUGGCGCUGCCGCGGCCCAACGCCACGUGCGACACCGUGCUCUGCUUCUGCGGCAUCCGGCUCCACCAGAUCGGCUCGCUCCGCUGCCCCGCCGCGUUCGCCGUCAGCGCCGGCGCCGUUGCCAAGAACGCCACGCCCACCGCCGUGGUCAAGGAGCUGGAGAAGAGCUGCCGCAACGCCUCCUACGCCGGCUGUUCACGCUGCGUCCAGUCCCUGCAAAAGCUGAAGGGGAACGUCAGCCGUGAGGUCUCCGGCGGCGACCGCGCGCGGCGGAUGCUGGGCCGGGACUGCCAGCUGAUGGGCCUGACGUGGCUGCUGGCUGAGAACAAGACGACCUACAUCCCCACCGUGUCCGCCGUGCUGCGCGCCAUGCUCUACACCGCACACCCAACGGAGUCCGGCAGCAGCACCGGCGCCGCGGCGCCGCGGUGCAGCCCGGACCAGGAGAACAUGCCGCUGGCCGUGGACUCACUGCAGUUCGAGCACACCGGCAGCACGAGCCCGGCGUUUGCCUCUGCCACGCCGCGGGUGAUCAUCACCGCUGCCCUCCUCGGCCUAGUGCUCGGCCUGAUGAUCUGGGACGCGUUCUUGUAAAUAAAGAGGGCAGCGAGUGAAGCUUGUUGAUAUGGUAUUUUGUAGGAGUUAUUAGCUUCUUUUGCACAGUGGUGGUUAGCAGAUAUGACAUGGCUAUGAACGUCUCUAA